Messenger RNA from Ectocarpus sp. CCAP 1310/34, 4879 nucleotides. NCBI's taxonomy places the organism in Eukaryota, Phaeophyceae, Ectocarpales, Ectocarpaceae. The record is from the annotation of a GenBank genome assembly.
AUGGCCGAAAUGCGCGAAGCGCUGGCGGCAAUGAAAGCGAGCUUGGACGCUGCGAAUGGUCAGGUUCGCCAGUUACAGGCGGAGAAGGAAGAUCGCGAGGCGGCGGCGGCGGGGGCGGCGGCGGCUGGUGAGCCGCCAUCGACCGGGGGCGGGCAAACACCGGCCGGAGACUCGCUGCCGGCCGAGAGUGCGACGCCGGCCGCAUACCUGGACCUGACGCGCUCGGCACCGCCCAUGUCCAUGGUGCACGUACAGAACGCUCGGGCCAAGGAAUCCUUAGCGGCAUGGCACAACCUCUCCAUAAUGAAAGUAUGGAUGCUGAUGGGCGAACGGCCCACGGUCGCAAACCUCAAGCUCAUCGACAUGCAGUCGUUGAUGCAGGAUGCGGUGCGGGUGACCGCGGGGGUGCUCGAGCAGCUCAAUGCUAUGUCGGGUUUUCGCGUACGGAUGUACAUCGCGGAGAGUGACGAUCCGAACCUUACCAGCACCAACCUGGUGGAACACAUGGAGACGCUGGUGUACGCCAUCAUGAAAGUCCUGAAGGUUGGGAUCGGGUCGGAGGACGGGCAAACGCGCCUAGAGCUACUUCGUCAGCAGCUUCAGGAAGGCGUUGAGAUGGUCCGCGCCCACUGUCGCCAACACCGUUCGAAGAUGCACGAUGCUGCCACAUUUAAAGUGAUGGCGGACAUGGUCGACGAGGACUUAGGAAACUGGACGUCGACGUGGUUUACCAGGGCUCUGGCGUUUAGAAAGCAAUACCCGACACCGCCGCACAUCGAGUCCAUGCCACCGGUGGUGGGGCCUCAGUGGAACGUCACCGGCAAUUUCAUCGCUUCUGGAGGACUGCGCAACAUCGUCAUCCGCAGCCACCAUUCGCUCAUGUCUCCCACCAAGCGUCCCCGCCCGGGGAAUUCUGGCGACCGUCGGUGUUUCAUGGAGGAUAGACCGGGGGGAUGUACACGCCGGAACUGGGCGGGGGAGAGCCGGGUGGAGCUGCUGGCGGCGAAGGACGUCGCGGUGGCCGCGGGGGCGGAAGCGGCGAAAGCGGCGGCCGCGGCGGAGGGGGCCGAGGCAGCGGCGGCGGUGCUACCCGCCGUGGCGGAGCAUCUUCUAGCCCAUAGGGGUGCGGUUGAGAGGUUGCGGGCGUGCGAGGUAGCCUUGCACGAAUUGUCCCACGCCACAGACUCUCAAUCCACCCGGGCAGCAAUUGAUACGGUUGCAGCAAAGAGCAUGAGAUUUUUGGAAACACAUGAUGGCCGGUUUGAGUGCAUGCUUGAAACUCUGCGAACGCUUCCCAUCCCGCGAGUAGACGUAGAGGACGUCCGGCAUUGGUUCGGAAAGGUGAAGGCGUUCCCACACAUUGAUCUGUUGGUGAAAAUAAUCAGUGAGGGAGCUCCGGUGGCAGUGACCGGGGCCGGGGAUUUACGGGCCGCGAUCGAGUACGGGAACCACAAUUCAGUGCAGGGUUUUUCGCCGGAAAUAGUGUCCAAAAUUCGGGAGGAUGUGCUGACGGGGCGGGCGUUUGUGUUUCCUCGGGAGGCGGCCGCGCAAAUCGUGGGCACUCGCGUGUCGCCAAUGACGGUGGCAGUUUCCACAUCAAAAGUGUCUGUUGACGUAAAGGAGUCCCCCAAGUUCAGCUACGUAUUCGAGGAUCUCGUAAUUGUAGACCGAUGUCUCCAGUUUGGGUGGACCAGCUCCCCGGCCCUGUGGGGCGUGUGUGCUUCUGCCGUAGAACACGCGCACAACAACACGACUGUCACGUCGGCCGUGAUCACUUCGGAAGGUCGGGACGCCACUAGUCAUGUUUGCGUAGAGCCGCGGCGAGAGAACGAAGUGCGCGGGAGGUUGCCGCCAGAGUACGUGUUUCCUCGGGAUUCUGGGGGGAUGAUCCGAAACAACUUCUGGGUGCGCACCUACGUAGACGACGCGUUAUUCGUAGAGCUUGAGAGUUUCUUGGAGGGGAGGCGAUGCCUGCGCGCGACGCGCUCCUUUGCGUCUGAUAGCUUUCGAUUGUUCGGUACCCGCAAUUCGGGAGAGCCUCCCCUGUUUGCUAGGGAGAAAACCACGUCGUGGGAUACGCGCAUGGAAAUGCUAGGAUGGGUGAUAGAUACUGUGGCGUUGACGAUCUCGGUGUCGCAAGAGAAGGUUGCGAAAUUGCGGGCGAUGUUGGCGGAGUGGCCGGUAGAGAGAAGGGUAGCCACUGUGACGGAGGUGCGGUCGCUCUUGGGCAAGCUGCUGCACUUAUGCGAAGUAGUGAGACCGGGAAAGUUUUUCGUACGCCGCAUUUUGAACCAGUUGGGGUUACCACCGAUGAAAGCAGGGGGAGAUGCGGGUACCGGCGUUAUGGUAGGAGGAAAACACCGACGCGGACGCGUUCGGCUGGGCCGCGAGUUCCACGAAGACUUGGCCUUUUGGAGGAAAGUCAUGGCCAUGGCCACAGGGCCGGACGGUAUCGUGAAGUUAGAGGCGCCCUUGCUCUGCUCCUUUUUACAGGCGCCGUCUCGAACGCUUGUUAGCGAUGCUAGUGGGGACGGCAUGGGCGGAUUUUGCUUAGAGUCUGGUCAGUGGUGGCGGAUUGAUUUUACGGAUGAUAUUCGGGCGCGCCUUCGCAACCGGGUAUUUUCUCGAGACGAUUUGUCGAUGAACGUGUUUGAGCUGCUGGGCAUGGUAGUCACGGCAUGGGCGUUGACAGUGCAGGCUGGGGUUAAGCCAGAGUACCCGGGGCAGAGCAUCUUGAUGAGAGGAGAUAACAUGAGUGCUGUCCACUGGGUGAACAAGUGUCGGGGAGCAAAGGAACCCAGGUCGGGUACAUUGAUGCGGAUGCUCGGGUGUUUGGAAAUGAGGAGCGAGUGGCGUUUUAGGGCGAAGCACAUCAAGGGCGUGGCCAACACGUUGGCUGAUGGUAUCUCGCGAUGGAAGCACGACGAAAUCGCCUCUAACUUGCACUCGUAUCGGCCCGACAUCCGUUGGCAGGAGCAGCAUCUAGGACAGGAAGCGUUGGACAUCACUUUCGCGGUCUUGGCAUCAAGCUCAUCGGAGGAUCAGUUGCGAACUCGUCUCAACGAUGUUACGCGUCAGGUUUCCGGUCUUGGUGCGUCUUUCGUAGCAUGAUGGGGCUGGAGAAAUUCUUUCGAAGUGAUGCUUCCCCCAGAUAUAUGGUGUGGGCUUUGAUCGACUUUGCUGCUUGGUGUUUCGAGUCCGAAGGAAACUUAGCGCGUACCAUUUCAGGAAAACUUGCGGCAGUACAAUACUACCACAGGGUAGAGGCACAAGUGGAGAUCGUUACGUCCUCCCCGGUGAUUAAGUGUGCGUUGAAGGGCAUCGCUAGGUCUCACGUAGAAGCGGGCACGGGCCAACGAGUGCGCCUCCCUGUCACGUGGAGGAUGUUGUUGGAUGGUGAGAGCUUGAUUCCAGCGUGGGGAACCGGGGGACGGGUGUUGUGGCUGUGUUUAAGCCUCAGCUAUUUUUUGCUGACCCGAUCAGACGAGAUGUUUGCAGGUAGCUCAGGGGUAGCCCAUCCUGUACACUGUCUCACGAGAAAGGAUGUUGCGUUCUUCUCCGGGGAAACCCAGCUGGAGUUCGUUCACUGGCGGCAAGCAGAUAAGAUGGAGGUACAUUUCAGGGGACACAAGGGAGAUCAGGACCAGAAUGGAGAAGUAAGGGCUCGUACACGAGACGAGACUAGUGGCACGCAGUCGGGGUACCGAGCCAACGGGGGAGCCGUGGCUCUGAUGGUGGAAUUGAUGUCUUGUCAUGCGACGCUGCCCGACGACGCGCCACUAUCCUCGUACCGUAGCGGUCGUAAAGUCAAAGUGUUGAGGUACGGCGAGGCUUUGAGGGCAUUCAGAGAGGUAGUCAAGAAGUCAGGGCGUGAACCAAAAGACUUUGCAUUGCACUCCCUUCGGAUUGGGGGGGCCUCCACCCUGGCGGCUGGGGGGGAGGUUUCGGAACGAGUAAUCCAGAGGGCGGGCAGGUGGAAGUCAGACGCGUACAAGCCAUACACAGUAAACAAUGUGGAAGAUUCGCGACGGGUGUCCCGUAUUCUAGGCGAUAAGGAAAAGGGAGUGGCGAGGCAGCCGGGGGAGAACACGGUGUGGGGUAGCGGGAAAAGGAGACGGUGUUCCACUGUAGUGAGAUUCUCAUGACGACCUCGGAUUGGGUAGAGUAAAUGGUAGAGUACCAUUUGGGAACUUGGUCGUCUGAGAUGUUCCGUACAGUAGGAAGAGUUCCCCACACCGGUGGAAUGAGAAACCCCGGGCUGUUUUCUUUGGGAAGAGAGAGAGACAGUAGAAUGAAUGGACAGAGACACGGUAGGACAGGCGCAGAGGGCGUCUACAGGAAUCGUGUUCUGUCGGCGUGGUUUCUCUCUCUUCCCCGCGUGUGAAGAGAAAACAUUAAUGCAAAAAGGCAAUUCGAAAGAAAAACAAUAAAUAGCAAGUUUGGUGAGGCAGAUAUAGCCGAUGUAGACUACUGUUUAUUGAAACGGUCGAAUUUGCCAGAGGCGUUAUUGUUCCUGUAUUUCGGGGUAUCAGGUUGAGAAGAGUCCUUUUGGGAUGGUCACUUUAUCGGAGAGUUCACGUGCAGGAGAAGGCUCGCUGGACAGCGUGGAAUAGCAGAUUUAUACAACAGCAGUACGUGAACUCAGAGAGGGAUAGCAAGGAUUGGCCAGAUUGGGAGGCCAAGAAGUUGCGUUCUUCGUUUUCUCUCUGCGAGCGGGGGCUUGGACGGAGCCCGGGCACGCGCGCGUUUCAUCCUUCCAGACGUCAUCAACGGGGGCAGAGGCAGGGCGAACUCACCGGUACGGUCAUGAUGUUUGUUGAGGGAGCGAUAGGCGGGGUAUGACAAAGCCCUGCUAAGAUGAUGGCUCACGACUAAUGAU